AUGCAACCAGCCGCGGGAGCCUCAGCACCGAAGCCGCUCUUCUUCAUGGAGAAGCUUGGGCGACUGGUUUCACUAUACCGCCCAAAGAAGGCAGAGGCAUCGAGUUCUAGCUCUGCUAACAAACACCCGCAGCUCAUCAUCGUUGCUAGCUGGACGGAUGCCAGAGAUGCCCAUAUAGCCAAGUAUGUUGUUAAAUACCAGGCGCUGUAUCCCGGGGCCCAGAUUCUGCUCCUCAAGAAUACGAUAGCAGAGAUCUACAGACCAUCACGCAUCGGGCCAGCUAUGAAAGCUGCCGUCCUAGUUAUCCGUGACGUCCACCCGCCAGGAGCAUUACCAUCGUUGCCCGAGCUCCUAAUACAUAUUUUCUCCAACGGUGGCUCUGGCAGCAUUGCAAAUCUCUAUGAGCAGUUCGCAGCUUCAGCGGGUGCUGGCGAGCACUUUCCACGACAUGUCACCAUUCUUGAUUCCAGUCCGAGUGUCUACAGUGUUGGCCAUGCGGUGACAUUCGUGAGCCUCAGUAUGCCGCCACUCCAGCGGAUAGUUGCUACGCCUUUCCUCUAUAUCUGGGCUAUCGGGUGGUCCUUCUUGGUUGCACUGGGUCUCGUGACCACCUCGGGUGACUGGGCAAAGGCUCAUAACAAUAAGGCUGUCGAGACUGAGGCCCGUCGCGUAUACAUCUACAGCGGUACCGAUGUGUUAAUUGACGAUAAAGGCGUCGAGAGCCAUGCGGCCGAUGCCGAGGCAAAGGGAUUUUCUGUUAAACUAGAGAAAUUUCAGGACUCGGCGCAUGUGACACAUGCUAGAAAAGACGAGCAUCGGUAUUGGGAGAUCGUGAAGAGAACAUGGGGUGGAUCUCCUUGA
Molecule: messenger RNA, 861 nt
Organism: Clonostachys rhizophaga
Lineage: Eukaryota; Fungi; Ascomycota; Sordariomycetes; Hypocreales; Bionectriaceae
Source: the annotation of a GenBank genome assembly